Molecule: messenger RNA, 505 nt
Organism: Lucilia cuprina (Australian sheep blowfly)
Lineage: Eukaryota; Metazoa; Arthropoda; Insecta; Diptera; Calliphoridae
Product: neuropeptide-like 3
Exons: 2
Coding region: 113-319 (68 amino acids)
Source: RefSeq, a predicted model, not a curated record
UUCUAGCCAUAGAUCUAUGUAUAUAAACCGUGGCAUACUUCAUAGAAAACAUCAAACAGUUUUCAACCCUUCGAGUGUAAACAGUUAGUAAAAUAAAAAAAAACUUUACAAAAUGUUCAAAUACGUCAUUGUUGUCUUGGCUAUGUUGUUGGGUUUGGCUUUUGCUGCUCCCAAUCCUGCACCUGUUGCCAGCCCAAAUCCUAAUCCCAGCCUUUUGCCUUUGGGUCUACCAGUACCACUUGGACCCGUUGUCGUUGGACCCAGACUAGUGCCCGGACCAGUUGUCGUUGGUCCCUAUGGUCCAGUACUUGUUGGUUAAAUGAAUUUGUCGCCUUGACAAUGAUUUUGCCUGCAACAAUAAUCGAAUUGCCAUCCUUUUUGUAACAUUGAUUUUUUGGACAUAAUUUUGCGAGCACCCAUCGUGUACCCUGUUGUGAAAUUUUCGUCGUAAUUUUUUCUUAAGUUUCUUUUCUAUUACAUUUUUUCUCUUUCUUUCUAUUUUGCA